Trachemys scripta elegans is the source of this 8176-nucleotide messenger RNA. It is a transcript of the gene ZBTB47, whose product is annotated as zinc finger and BTB domain containing 47. Gene Ontology annotation, biological process: regulation of transcription by RNA polymerase II. The record is from RefSeq and is a predicted model, not a curated record. The transcript is spliced from 5 exons. NCBI's taxonomy places the organism in Eukaryota, Metazoa, Chordata, Testudines, Emydidae. Gene Ontology annotation, molecular function: DNA-binding transcription factor activity, RNA polymerase II-specific; protein binding; RNA polymerase II cis-regulatory region sequence-specific DNA binding. Bases 77 to 2137 code for a protein of 686 amino acids. Gene Ontology annotation, cellular component: nucleus.
AGUAGAAAAGACAACUGACUACCCUUCCGCUGAAUACUCUCUGGUGGAGGAUGUAGCCCUCCACUUCACGUGUUUGAUGGACAGACUGAACGAGCAGCGCCUGUUUCAGCCGGACCUGUGCGACGUGGACAUCGUCCUAGUUCAGCAGAAGAGCAUCUUCCCCGCCCACAAGGGGGUCCUUGCCGCGUACAGCCAGUUCUUCCACUCUCUCUUCACCCAGAACAAGCAGCUGCAGCGGGUAGAGCUCUCCCUGGAGGCCUUGACUUCCCAAGGCCUCCAGCAGAUCCUCAACUUCAUCUACACCUCCAAGCUGCUGGUGAACGCCUGCAAUGUGCAGGACGUCCUGAACGCCGCCGCCGUGCUGCAGAUGAACAACAUCGCCUCCUCCUGCCAGGAGCUCAUCAACACCAGAUCCCUCAGCCUGGCCAUGGCCAGCGACAUGGCCCUGCCCCCCGACGCCUGUGGCAACUCUGUCCCCCCGCAGUACUACUGUGAGAUUAAGCAAGAGGUGGACUCUCUACACCCCAAGAUCUAUGCCCGGGAAGGAAACGAUCCCUACUCGGUGCGAGUAGAGGACAGAAUGGGUGGAGACGGCAACCAGCACCUCCCGGCUGUGGCUGCCAAGCAGUAUUACAAGGAGGAGAAGGACAGUGGCCUGGCCACCAUGUGUAAGAUGGAGGGCGGGGAGUCUGAGGAGGAUCUGGACAGCCAGAGCUCUUACAACCGGGAGCAGAUCAUUGUGGAGGUGAACCUCAACAACCAAACCCUCAAUGUCUCCAAGGGAACGGAAGGGAAGCCCACCGCCAACGAAGCUGCCGCCGUGAUCAGCCGACCGGAUGGGGAUGGACGUGACACCGAGGAGGAAGGGGAGGAGGAAAACGAGGAAGCAGGGGGGGAGGAGGAGGAGGACGCUGAGGUGGGGGAGGAGGAAGAGGAGGAACACAGCGAAGAGGAAGACCUGGAGGAGACCAGCGAGGAGGAGGAGGAAGAGGAAGACGAUGAAGAGGUGUCCGAAGUGAAAAGGGAAAAAUCUGGGCAGCCCCGCAGGGGGAGCAGGUCAUCCAAAGCCACCAAGUCCACCAUGUCCACCAGGUCCCAGGAUCUGGCCAAGGUGGUGGAGGAAGAGGAGGGCCAGCGUGGGAGGAAGAGGAAAAAGGAGCAGGAUGGGCUGGGCCCGAAAGUCAAGCUGGAAGAGAAGCAGCACUACCCCUGCAAGAAGUGCCCCCGCGUCUUCAACAACCGCUGGUACUUGGAGAAGCACAUGAACGUCACCCACAGCCGCAUGCAGAUCUGCGACAAGUGCGGCAAGCGCUUCCUGCUGGAGAGCGAGCUCCUGCUGCACCAUCAGACGGACUGCGAGAAGAACAUCCAGUGUGUGACGUGCGGGAAAGCGUUUAAGAAACUCUGGUCUCUGCACGAACACAAUAAAAUUGUCCAUGGCUACGCGGAGAAGAAGUUCUCCUGUGAAAUCUGCGAGAAGAAAUUCUACACCAUGGCACAUGUGCGGAAACACAUGGUUGCUCACACCAAGGAUAUGCCGUUCACAUGUGAGACGUGUGGGAAGUCGUUCAAACGCAGCAUGUCCCUGAAAGUCCAUUCUCUUCAGCACUCCGGGGAAAAGCCUUUUAAAUGUGAGAACUGCAACGAGCGAUUCCAGUACAAGUACCAGCUGCGCUCUCACAUGAGCAUCCACAUCGGACACAAGCAGUUCAUGUGCCAGUGGUGCGGGAAGGACUUCAACAUGAAACAGUAUUUCGAUGAGCACAUGAAAACGCACACGGGUGAGAAGCCCUACAUCUGCGAGAUCUGCGGCAAGAGCUUCACCAGCCGCCCCAACAUGAAGCGCCACCGCCGGACCCACACGGGAGAAAAGCCCUACCCCUGCGACGUGUGUGGCCAGCGUUUCCGCUUCUCCAACAUGCUCAAGGCCCACAAGGAGAAGUGCUUCCGGGUCAGCAACCCCCUGGCUUCGGACACCACCAACCCCGCCAACAACGGCGGCGGCCUCUCCGCUCCCCAGGGUGCCCCCUCGCCUCACUCACUCACUUUGCCGCUGCUCCACCCCCUCCCCCCUCCUCCUCACCUACCGCCACCGCCUCCCCUGUUCCCAGCCGGGCGGGUCAAUUCGAACAACUAGGCCAGCGUGCGCACGGACUGCUCUGCCACGCAGGGAGUGCCCAGUGGGCUGCUCGGUUGCGUGAUGCGGGGAGAAGGAGGGAGGCGGUUAAUUCUCUCUCUUUCGAUUUUUUUACCCUCCCUUGGUUUUAUGAUGAGUCCGUCAGCCUUCUGGCGAAAGGACAGGUGCUCUGGGCCACAGCAAGCUCCCAGGCAGCUUGGCGUGCCGGCGUUCAAUCAGGGUGUAGACAAACGGCUCUUCUUUCCCUCCUCGUUCCAUGGCUUUAGCGUUUCCCAAGUCCCGGUCAGACUCCUCCUCCCGCCUCACUAGGCAUUGUUGGUGAGCUGGUUUACAUCUGCCGCCUAGUGCACUAUUGUAUCAGGGUAACCCUUGCCACAAUGUCUUCCCGCUUGCACGUGUUCCUCCAUGUGCCGUGCGAGUACGUUAGACUAACGAAGGGCACAGCUCAGCUCAGUCCCAUCGAGCCAUUUGCACUAGUUCCUCACGGCAGCGGUAAGGGGGUUUUUAGGUGUUUUUUGUCUCGUGAGGCAGCACUUUUAGCUUUGCCGGUGGCUAUUAGUCAGGAACUUGUCCGCGAUGCAUCCUGUGCAAAAUGUUUAAUCAGGGUUGCGCCCCUCUUUAGUAUGCCAUUGAAACCACCUGAAAAGACUACAUAUCCCAGCAUGCAGUGCUGUUCCGAAUGGCUUUCUGCUGGGCGAAGGAAGGAACAUAGCAUGCUGGGAGCUGUAGUCUUUGCAGGCUGUGGUAAAGAUAAGGGUUGCCACAUUGCACACUUCGGGUCUGUGCUGCUGUCAGAGGUGUCACUGCGGCACCUGUAGACGUACCUGAGCUAGCUUUGAUCUAGCUAGCUUGAAGAACAUUUGCACUGAAACUGCAGCGGCAUGUGCCAUGCACACCCAUCCAGGGUCUUGGCUACGUACUCAAACAGCUAGUCUGUACUGCCGUAGCGUCACUGCUGUUGUUAUUUGAGCUAGCUAGAUCAAAGCCAGCCUUUGGCAUGUCUACACGUGCUGCCAUCACACCCCUCUGAUUGCAGCAUAGACCAGCCCUUUGGUAACCCUGCUCUAGCCACCAUAAUGGGUGUUUCAGCCCAAAUCAUCAUUCUCUGGGAAAACUGCCCAAGACAUGGGCACACAGAGAUGCAAGGAUGCACGGGAGCUAGAAUCCCUGUGAGACUACCUAUUUCACACAGUGAGUCAGCCGCAGGAACAGUCACAAGGAAAGGCCGAGAUGCUAUGUUAUUCUGUGCAUGGUGGAGGGGGAUUUCUAAGUGACACAGGCUACGAAAGCAAAGGAUGGUAAUAUUUCAUGGCAGCUACACAGAUUAGAGGUAGUGGCUGUUAUAUGUAAUCUAGCAUAGUUGUGCUUGAGCCCGUCCCUCGUCCUGAAAGGCUGGUACUGCGGGAGAGAUCUUUCAAUGAGUUCACCACUUCAUUACAGGAAUCCCCUGGUCAUGGCUGAAAUCCAAGCCAGGUUAGGGAGGAUGAGACGUUACCACUCUCUGGCGUCUCCAGUGGCCCACAUGACAUAGAACCCUAGAAUAUCAGGGUUGGAAGGGACCUCAGGAGGUCAUCUAGUCCAACCCCCUGCUCAAAACGGGACCAAUUCCCAACUAAGUUAUGAGUUAGGGGGCUGUGUAUUAGUGGACAGAGGCCCACGUCUCAAAACCCACCAUCACAGCCUGCUCUUGUUAGCAGCCCUUGUUAUGUCUUCCUUCCCAACCGGGAUUCCAACCCCCCCGCCCCCUUCCCCUGCAAUUUGUUAGACUAAAGCCCCAACCCAGACAGCUGGGUUUAACGAAAGGAUUCACUAGCUCAAUAUGAUUUUUUCCCCAAAGGGGCUCAGACCCAUGAUAAAAUCCCAGCUCCGAUGCUAGAAAUGAGCCCCGUGUUUCUAGGAAAUGGGCUGGAGCUGUGUGGGGGCUCCGGUGGUGGAGCCGGAGCAUUCCCGUGGUGAGCUCUCCGUUGGUCUUUAGACGAAAAAGCAGGUUGGAAAGUCGUUCCACUCCAGCCUGAACGGCGCAGCAGGAUCUAGUCCUAGGCUGGACUUCCCUGGAAGUUACUUGUCAUAAUAGUGCCUUACCGUUAUUGAAAGUAAGCUCCCCAGUGUGUGCUCGGGAGUCUGGUUAGCCUGAAGGCUGCACGCCAGCUCUGAUAACCUGCCCGUAGUACCAAGGAAGGGCAGUGGUUCGUCUCCUUUUCCUCCUUUCAUGUCUCAUGUCCCCCAGCCCCAGUACUUUACUCUCCUUUAGGAGUCCAGUUUUGCCUUCAGUCACAGCACAGUGAGCCUUUGUACAGCGGGAGUGCAUUUGAGGGCUUUAGCAUGGAGUUGGCUACUAGAAUUCAGUGGCCCUCUAGCCAGAGGCUGCCUUAUUGAUGAAGGGGCCUGGCAAGAAGGACAAGCACCUUAUAAAAUGUGGCAAGCCCAUGUGAGCUUCAGGUCCGGCAACUUUAACUCCCUCGCCUGGCUCCGUGAUACUACUUGACUGAUGUGGGGUUGUGCCACGUUACUUAGAGUGCUAUUUCAGACUAGGGAAGCCCUUUUUGCAUUUGCCUCUGGCGGGGGAUAGCUCAGGUCACUGAAGUGCAGCAGAACAGUACCCAUCCCGGCCUCUGCUGGCUCUGUCUGAAGCGCCAUCAUGUAGGUGGGCUUUUCUGUCUCUUACACUGACAACUCUCAUCUUGCAUUUCACUUAUUAAGGUCUGUUUCACACUAGUGGAGUACAGCUUAUAACCCUGAUGUCAUGUGGCUGGCACGGGCCAUGGUCAGGGAAUGGCAGCUCAUUUAGGCCCUGUCUAGAAUGGCUUUUUUGUUACCUCCCAUGGCCUAAAAUGGGGCUUGCACUUAUGUGACUUACCUUAGGAAAAGCCCCGUUUUGCAGCAGUGCGGUGUCUGUACUUUAGAAGGUUGCAACGGUAUAACCACACCGAUGUAAUUCCCCUAGUCUAGAGGCUUUCUCUAGUCCAAACAAGCCCUCAAGGCUAGAUCCUGCAGUACUCUAAGCACCUCCUAGGAGGCACCUUCAACUCCCAUUGGUGUGUGGGGGGUGUUUUGCACUGCUCUAAGAGCUGCUCGGCACCUUGCAGAGUGGCAGAAGGCAGUGCUGACUGAGGUCGUUUUAUUGCCCCUUAUGUAUCUCCUUCUGGUCCCAAUGUGUGGUGGAGCAGGAUCUAGGAGAAAAGGCUAUACUGAAAUAUAUUGGCCAGAUUCAUAGUUGGCAAUGCGAGCACUGCCACUGGGAUAUGAAAAAGGGAAGCAGGAGGGAGAAGACACACGUAGUCAGCUGAAGAAGCCCGUUCUCGUUAGCAGUUUGUUCUGUUGGCUUUAUAGCUUCAGUCGAGACACCUACAUGUGUGGAGAUUCUGAGCUGCGGCUGGCUAAGGCAGAAGCUGCAACGGCGUGUCUUAAUAGCCCCAACUCAUCAAAGCAUUUAACACAUGCAGGCGGCCAUCUUUAUUUAACGCCCAUGUGUUUAAGCCUCAUUGAAGUCAACGGGAUUUAACCAUGUGCUUAAAGUUAAGCGUGAGCUUAAGUGCAUUGCUGACUAGGGCUAGACUGCUGACUCGUGACUUUAAUGCCUGAUCCACUUCGCUCCUGCUUGGCACACCAAGUGCACGUCCAGUGCUGCCCCCCCACAUCUGGCACCUCCUCGUUAGAGCACCGACUGGCAUUGAAAGGCACAUCACUUUUCACAUCCAUUGACCCCUUCUCUCGCCUGUGUCAGCCGCAGCCUCUAUAUCGCAAUCAGUUAACGUCUUGUAUUGCAGAUUCUGUGCUCGCAGACAGUCUGGUUCGGCUUCAUGCGAAGUGAGGUGACUGCUGAAUGGGCUGCCGGUAUGGCUGUGAGCACCUCAGAUCAGUGGCAGAUAUCCCAUGGGACAGGAUGUCCUACUCAGCUGCUUCCACAGGUCCAGCAUCCUGCGUGUUUUAGGACUGUCCAGCAUCUUUUAGAUAUCACGUGUCUGCAAGGAGACCUGAUGUCUCAAGAGCUUGGCAAAGAGCUAGAGACCCUCAUUUAUGUCACUGGUGUGAACCCAACCCAAGUUGGUCAUGACUGGAAGGUCUUACCCCCUGAGGAUGGCCGACCGAAGGCCUAUGCCAUGGGGGGGGGUCUCAUCCCAUGUCAUUAAAAGCCACCUCCAUCGUUGUCCCUCUUGCCUAGCCCCUGGGGAAGACUCUACAGAGGUCAUGGAAAGAAAGGGCCAUGCACACCGAUUUCCCCUGCCACUCCUACUCUUCCAAGUCAGGGUUGAGGCAGGUUAGCAGGGCGCCGUGAGGAUAGGUAGCACUGCCCGUAAUGGGGCUGUUCCAUGGCCAGAAAAUGUCAACCUCCAGGGCUGAGAAACUGGUCCCUUUCCCCAGCAUUGAAUCUCCUCCCACAAACGCGCACUUCCCAAAAAGGAAAGUCAUUGAUUGCCUAGAAUCCAAUUGGAAUCACUCACUUCUCCCCCACCCUGCUGCAGUUUCUCAGUGUGCCUGUCUCAGGGGCCUGUUCUUCCUCACAGACUGGGGUAAAUCCAGUGGGAUGCCUUCUAUGUAUGCAAAACGUGCAUUGCAUGCACAACCGGCUGGGCACAACCCCCUGGAGGACCCCAUUCUGUAGAACAAAAUGGCAUCCUCCAGCCAGCCUGCCCUCGCAUGCGCCGCACAUGCAAGGUCACGGCGCAUGGAGGACACUAUUUUGGAUUGCCUAAGAUGCGCAGGUGAGUUGUUGCGUGUCUUACUAAAGCUGCCACAGCGCGCCACAAGGAGACCUGGUCGUGACCCCACUAAAGCCAGCGUUAAGCAGGUGUAAGCGGGAGGAGAAUCCAGCCACUUGGUGAUAUGGGCAGAUACAGGUGCAUAAAGAACCCAUCCACGCCUGUUUGCCCAUUUGGAUUCAUUUUAAAAUGUUGCCCAGAGAGCAGCCUGGAGACAGCAGAGCAGGGCAUGCACACGAACACUUAGGGAGCCAGAUCCCUGGGGCUCCAAGGCCAGGAUGGAGAGACACCUCCAGGACUCCUGCGCCAUCUCUGAACCCUUUUGUCUACACCCUUAUUGAGUCUAAAUGUGUUGAUUUGGGUAUUUUUGUGACCAUACCAAGAGCUGAAGCAAAUGGCUCCAGAAGCGUAUUGGCCCAUGUUCGUCCCUGUUAGAACUCCUACAAAGCCUCUUGAGUUCGACCAGGGGAGAAAUUCGGCCUGUUGUUUUCAAUCUUUUUAUUAUUUGAAUUCUUGCACCUUAACCCCUCGCAUCCCUCCUUCAAUGCGCCACGAGUCUGAGAGGGGCUUCAUUUCCACUAGCAGUUAAUGAACGUUCAGCAAACAACUCUGCACACACACACACCUGCCCACUCCCCCAGCCUCAUUUUCUUGGGUUGAACUUGCAGGGAGGGGGCGAUGGUGGGGAUGGUCUUUGUUUUCAAUUUCCCAGGAACCUGGUAGCCCAGACCGGUUUGCCUCAUAGUGUUCAUAAAGCAGGGCUGGCCCCCUGGCCGACAGCCAUAACGAGAACGCAGCCAGAGGGGUGACAGACUGAGAUGGCUGUGACGCAGUGCAAUAGCUAAUUGGCAUCAGCUGCUGGACAACCUUGAUUUUUAACUCUUUACAGACAGACACCUUUGGUCCACAUGGAUGGAAGCAGCGUUCCACCACAGCCCUGCCUAGAGACAAAUCAUCCAUGAAGGGAAGGGGUGGGUAGUACCUAAUAAAAGAACAACCUCAGUAGCAUGGAACUUGAAGGAAACAAACUAACAGAAAAAGAAACAAGCACUUCACUUGCCUCAAACUAGUUUCUAAUGCCUGACGUUUGGCUGUGUAUUAUUUUAUGGCACUCAGUAUCUGUUGCCCAAACAUGCCAAGUAAAGAGUGUAUCGGUGGCUCUACUAGUUGUGAACAAAAUAAAUGAAGCACUUUAUUCUGUGUAGAUACGGGGAAGGGGGUUGGGGGAGUUCAGAUGCUUUCCAAAAGCAUCUUAAGUAAUGUUCUAGGAAAUGUAUUAUUACUACAUUUUUUUUUUAAUGACCAUGUGUAAUCAAUAUAUGUUUAUCUUUAACUCCAA